AUGAAGUACUCUCUCAUCGCCCUGAGCAAUGCUCUCCUCUUCAGCACCGCCUUCGCCGGCAUCGCACAGCGCGUUGAACGACGCUCCGACCGUGUUCGCUCCACGCACCCCAAGAUUCCCGCCACAGGAACCACAGACGGUUUGGACAACGAAACCAAUGUAGAAUACAGUUCCAACUGGGCUGGCGCCGUCCUGACCGCCCCUCCCGCCGGCACAACCUUCAACGCCGUCUCGGCGAAAUUCGUCGUUCCUACCCCUUCAGGAAGCGGCUCAGCUUCCGCAUGGGUCGGCAUCGAUGGCGACACGUACACAAACUCUAUCCUGCAAACCGGUCUCGACUUCACCGUUACCGACGGCGAGGUCAGUUAUGAUGCAUGGUAUGAGUGGUACCCCGACUACGCGUACGAUUUCACGGGCAUCACCUUCAGCGCUGGAGACUCGGUCUCCGUUUCGGUAAAAUCGUCUUCGUCCACUGCCGGUACGGCGGUCAUUGAGAACUUGACGACGGGGAAAACUGUCAGCAAGGCUCUUACUAGCACUGCGGCACUGGGAGGCCAGAAUGCAGAGUGGAUUGUAGAGGACUUUGAGGAGAAUGGCUCGCUGGUUACUUUUGCGGAUUUCGGGACGGUCACUUUUACUGAUGCGACGGCUGGGUAUACCGGGGGGAGCGAGGGGAGUAGUGGGGCGAGCGUGUUGGAUAUUAAGCAGAGCUCUAAGGUUUUGACUAGUGUUACCUUGGAGGGGUCCGACGAGGUUGUUGUCAAGUAUGUCUAA
Molecule: messenger RNA, 774 nt
Organism: Lachnellula hyalina
Lineage: Eukaryota; Fungi; Ascomycota; Leotiomycetes; Helotiales; Lachnaceae
Product: Aspergillopepsin-2
Exons: 1
Coding region: 1-774 (257 amino acids)
Biological process (GO): proteolysis
Molecular function (GO): glutamic-type endopeptidase activity
Source: RefSeq, a predicted model, not a curated record